AUGGAGAUUGAUAUUGCUCCUGAACAGGAAUCAAAUCGUGAACAACGUUUAGAAAAGAUUCGAUUUACCGAACAAAUCGAUAUGAAAUUCGGUUUUGUUCGUUAUAUAGAUGCAGAAAAACGAUACGCUUGGCUUCUUAACGUUGAGUCGUCUGAAAUGGUUGAUCGAGAAACGAAAACGAUCAUUGCUGUAUGUGAUUUUUAUUUUAUUGAACAGAACGGACGGCGAUUUAAGAUAUCUUAUCCGUUCCGACCCUAUUUAUAUUUGGCGACUUUGCCUUCAUUUGAACAUCAUAUAUCUUCAUAUCUAAAUAAAAAAUUUAGUGGCAUAAUAACAUGUGAGAUCGUGGAAAAAGAAGAUUUAGACCUCAAAAAUCAUUUAUCUGGCUUGAAGCAGAAAUAUUUGAGAAUAACAUUUCCGAGUUUGAAUGAGCUUAUAAAAUUCAAAAAAGAAUAUAAUCCGAUAAUAAAAAGAAAUCAAGAACGACAAAAAAAUGUCUCCUCAUAUACAGCGCUUUUAUCAAAACAUUUUGGUAUUGGUCGACCGGAAUUAGCUGAUAGUGAAACAUUGGAAAAAAUAAUUGAUAUACGAGAACAUGAUUUACCGUAUCAAAUGCGUGUCUGUAUUGAUGAAAAAAUAUUUGUUGGGCAGUGGUAUGAAGUGGUUGGUAGAAAUAUAAAUCGACGUCCUUCUAUCAUUCCUUAUCCAUCACUUAUAGAUCAACCUGAUUUAAGAAUUCUCGCUUACGAUAUUGAAGUAACCAAAUUGCCUCUAAAAUUUCCUGAUAGUUCUGUUGAUGAGAUUAUGAUGGUGUCAUAUAUGAUUUCCGGGCAAGGCUAUUUAAUCGUAAAUAGGCAGAUUGUUUCCGCAGAUGUGGAAGACUUCGAAUAUACGCCGAGACCAGAAUAUAAUGGACCUUUUCAUGUUUUUAAUGUUGCUAACGAAAAAGAAUUGAUCAAAUGUUUUUUUGAUCAUAUCAUCCAGACGCAACCUUCUGUCUUUGUCACUUAUAAUGGUGAUUCUUUUGAUUGGCCAUUUCUAGAAGACAGAGCAACAUUUCAUGGUUUUGACAUGCGAAAUGAAAUUGGAUUUUAUAAAAAUUCUGCUGGCGAAUAUAAGAGUACGAAUGCUGUCCAUAUGGAUGCAUUCAUUGGAAGUCAUAAUUUGAAGGCAUGUACGAAGGCAAAACUCAGUUAUGAUCCGUUGGAACUUGAUCCUGAACAAAUGUGCAUUAUGGCAAAACAGCAACCUCAAAUAUUGGCUAACUAUUCAGUAUCUGAUGCUGUUGCAACAUACUAUUUAUAUAUGAAAUAUGUUCAUCCUUUCAUUUUUGCUUUAUGCACAAUCAUACCUUUGAGUCCAGAUGAAGUUCUUCGAAAAGGAUCUGGAACACUCUGUGAAGCGCUUUUAUUGGUCAGAGCCUAUUGUAACAAUAUAAUAUUCCCUAAUAAGCAACUUUACCAGACCAGUAAAUUGACAUCAGAUGGUCAUAUUACUCAAAGUGAAACUUAUGUUGGUGGACAUGUGGAGGCAUUGGAAUCUGGUGUAUUUCGCGCUGAUAUACCUGAAAAAUUUCGUGUUAAUCCCGCUACGAUUUACGAACUUAAAAAGGAUGUUAAAAGAGCUUUACACGAUACGUUAGCAUUAGAGUUACACAUAAACGUGGAAGACGUGAUGAAUUUUGAUGAAGUCUGUGAAAAUGUCGAAAAUUGUUUGGAUGAUUUUAUAAAUCGCCCAAUGCGACUUGAAAAACCGAAAAUUUAUCAUCUUGAUGUUGGAGCAAUGUAUCCGAACAUUAUUCUUACAAAUCGCCUUCAGCCAUCAGCCGUAGUCACUGAAGAGGACUGCAUCGCUUGCGCGUAUAAUAAAUCAGAUGCGAAGUGCAAACGAACAAUGCAGUGGGAAUGGCGUGGAGAAAUAUUAACUGCAACCCGAGGUGAAUACGAAAGGAUAAUGCAACAGUUAGAAAAUGAAAAAUUUGGCAAACCACCGAAGCCGUUUCAUUUACUUGAUCGUGAGCAAAGGGCUAAAAUUGAAAAACAACGAAUUCAAGAUUUUUGUAAACGAGCUUAUGGAAAAAUACAUAUGACUAGGACAGAAAAUCGUUAUUCAACCAUAUGCCAACGUGAAAAUGCGUUUUAUGUUGAUACCGUAAAAGCGUUUCGCGAUUUGCGAUAUGAAUACAAAGCAUUGCUCAAGAAGGCUAAAAUAGCAUUAAGUGAAAUACCUGAGGAUGAUAUAGCUGCAGUGAAGAGUGCCCGUAAUCGUGUUAUUCUUUAUGAAAGCCUUCAGAUUGCAUACAAAUGUAUUUUGAAUUCAUUCUACGGAUAUGUUAUGCGCAAAGGGUCGCGAUGGUUUUCUAUGGAAAUGGCUGGAAUUGUUUGCCAUACCGGCGCCAAUAUUAUCACAGAGGCGCGUAAGUUAGUCGAACGGAUUGGAAAAGCGCUAGAAUUGGAUACUGAUGGAAUUUGGUGCCUAAUUCCAGAAUCUUUCCCGGAAAAUCUAUCCUUCACAUUAAAAACAAAUCAGAAAUUGGUAACAAUAUCUUAUCCUGGAGCGAUAUUAAAUGCAUUGAUUCGUGGUAAAUUUGCGAAUAAUCAAUAUCAUGAAAUAAAACCUGAUGGUGAAUGCAUUAUUACUACACAAAAUUCUAUAUUUUUCGAAGUUGAUGGUCCUUAUUUAGCUAUGAUUUUGCCUGCUUCUAGAGAAGAAGGAAAACGUCUCAAGAAAAGGUAUGCCGUAUUCAAUUUCGAUGGAUCAUUGGCAGAGUUGAAGGGUUUUGAAGUUAAACGUCGUGGAGAAUUAGCAUUAAUAAAAUAUUUCCAAUCGACUGUAUUUAAAGCAUUUCUUGCUGGGAAAAGCCUUCAAGAAGCCUAUGAAAGUGCUGCAGCAGAAGCUAAUUAUUGGUUAGAUGUGCUCUUUUCGAAGGGUUUGGAUCUACCUGAUUCGGAAUUAUUUGAUUUAAUAUCUGAAAAUAGAAGUAUGUCCAAGAAACUGGAUGAUUAUGGGAAUCAAAAAUCGACUUCUAUUUCCACGGCUAAGAGGCUGGCAGAGUUUUUGGGUGAUGAUAUGGUAAAAGAUGCUGGAUUAGCGUGCAAAUUUAUAAUAUCGAGAAAGCCGAUUGGUGCACCGGUCGCUGAACGUGCAAUCCCACUUGCAAUAUUUCAAGCAUCUGAAUCUAUAAGUGUUCAUUAUUUGCGUAAAUGGACAAAAGAUUCUGAGAUCUCGAUUGAUAAUUUAAAUAUACGCAAUAUAAUCGAUUGGGAUUAUUAUAUUGAAAGAUUUGGUGGAACGGUUCAAAAGAUAAUUACUAUUCCAGCUGCUCUUCAAAAUAUUCCAAAUCCUGUUCCGCGAAUCGCUCAUCCGGAAUGGCUAGAAAAUCGUUGUCGAGUGCGGCAAAGUGAUUGCAAACAAAGGAAAAUAACUGAACUAUUCAAAAGGACACCAAAAGAUAUAGAGGAUUCUGCCAAAAGUUCUGUUGGGAAUAAUUCUAAUGAAAAUCUCGAGUCUGCAAAUAGCGUUUCUACAUUCAAUGAGUGGAAGAAAGAAAAAGAAGAGAGAAAACGUUCUACUUACGUUACUAAGUCGACACAUGGUAUGCAGUCUGUGCUUCUAAAUUAUCGUCGUACAGUGCUUAGCUCGAUUUGGCAAAUCAUAAGGAUUUCAGCUUCAGAUGAUAAAAAUUCUCUUAAUUUAUGGUGUCUUAUCAGUGGUAAAAUGCAGAUGAUGAAAGUAAAUAUUCCACGAAUAUUUUAUGUAAAUGAUCAUGAACGGCAGGAUACGAGAGGUGUAUUGGUCAAACGUAUUUUACCAAGAAUGAGGCCAUCACUGAAUCUAUACAAAUAUUCUGUCGAUGAAGAACUUUUCGAAUCUAGUAUCAAUGAAAUUAACCGAGAAUUAUGUGCUAUGCGUGUAGAAGGAAUAUACGAAUCUCAAGUGCCAAGAAAAUUUCGAGCUUUGCUUCACUUUGGUUGCUGUUGCAAGACCAAUUCAACUUCAUUAAAUUCAUUGUCAUUGGAAGAUUUAGAACGAGUGGUGGAUGCAGAAUAUCUUCCUGAAAGAAGCAUUCGAAGCAUCUUCUAUUACGAACAUCGACAGGAUAAUCGAUGUGUAAUUGGAGUUUUCAAUGUAGCAGCCAGCAAGGCCCUCAUUGCGAUCGUUGAUAAAGCAGGGAAGUUAGAAAGUGUUCCUAAUGUUGGCAUUUUAUACGGAGCUGAAAAAGCUCGCUUAGAGAGUGAUACAAAUUAUUCGUUAUUAUAUAAAGAGGAUGUAAAAUUUGAUGUUGAACUAUUUGCUUCCCUGAAAGAUGCUCAUCGCGCAGUCAAUAAGUAUUUAGCCGAUAUACGAGCUACCGAUUUUUCUCCGUUUUUUGUCGCUGUUCAGUCUAAUCAGUCAUUCACUACUUUAAUACGUUCAGUAAUUAAAUUGAAUGAAUUUCCUCUCGUACGAAUCCAUUUCAAGGAACCGCCUGGACUUUUUAAUGUUCUUGACUGGCGGCGAGUUAUUUCGAAACGUAUUAUCCAGCAUUAUUUUAACGCCUUUAUCUAUCUUCAGGAUUUUGUGGAAUUGAGUCGUUAUUUACAUAUACCACUCGGUAAUAUCCCUGAGGAUCUUUCGCUUUUCGUUGCUGAUUUAUUUUUUUCGCGUAAUCUUCUUAAUCAUAAUUAUGUGCUUUGGGCAUCUCCAACUGAUCGUCCUGAUCUCGGUGGUAAGGAAUUGGAUGAUGGUAGAAUUGGUACGGACUGGCAAACAAUGAGUAUUUCAGAUCAUCCUCAUGCGAUUAUAAAUCAUGAAAGCUUUGAAACAAGUAUAUGCGUUGAACUGGAGUUGGGUGCUGUCGCUGUUACAGCUUUGGUGCAAGCAAGUCGCAUAGCAGAAGCUGAAGGUGGAACAGAUUCUGUUGGAUUCAUAUCGGGCUCAAUCCUUGAAACAGAUUCAUUGUUUGGACGUUCAAAGAACAUUGCGCUCUAUGAUGAAGCUGCUUCUGUAUCGGGUUGCUUAAAGGUGUUGCGGCUAAUGCUGCAAGAAUGCAUUAAAGAUAUUUAUUUACACAAGAACAAAGUCGCCGAUCAGCUUAUUGUUAAUAUUAAUCGAUGGAUACGAUCACCACAGUCGCUCUUGUAUGAUCCAGCGAUCACUCGCGUAGUCGAUGUUUUAAUUACCAAAUUGUGCCUUUUGCUUGUUGCAGAAAUAACACGUUUAGGUGGUCGCGUAAUCUAUGCUUCAAGUUCACGCAUUGUUGUCUGUACGCAACGCACUGAUUUAAAACUUGGCCGUGCUUUUGUAGAUACUCUUAUUCAAACUCUAGAAAAAAAUGUUCUUUUUGCUUCACUUUCCAUUAAUCCUAUUAACUAUUGGAAUAUAUUGAUGUGGUCCGAUAUACGAAAUUAUAUUGGAAUUAGCGUUGAUGAAGAAAGUGGAGAAGAACUACCGACUGUGAGAUUAGCCAUGGCAGAAAUUUUUCCAAAAGAUGCUAAUUGUAGUGAAUCAUUUCGUCAGAUACUUGUUGGAUAUUGUGUUCUUACAUUGCGUAAAUUAUCUUCAGUGCUAGUAUCAAUUUUACAAUCUUCAAAACAUGAAAUAACGAUGCCAAAGACUGUAAUGGGUCGAGACGAUUUGAAAAAUGUUGCUCUUCAGUUUUCCAAAGCAAUUAUUCAUUUCAUUUCUCUCGAUUCAGAUGUGUUUGAUGCAAUUAACAAGGUUGAAAGUCAAGUAAUGCGUUUAAUUGGUGUUGAUGCAUCUUCAGAUGAAGCUGUAUGGCGUCCUAUCGGAGUUUCAUGCACUCUUUACCAACUUUAUUGUAACUCAUGCAAUCAGUGUUGUGAUUUAGAAGUAUGUCAAGAAUCUUUCAAUUGCCAAUUCUGUAAAAGUGAAUUUUCAUCCGAAACAGUGGAAUCUCUUUUGGUUAAUCGCGUCAAUCAACUUUUACUUUCGUUUACUCUUCAAGAUUUCAAAUGCAUUCGCUGCAAUUCGGUGAAAAGGGAUUGUUUAACGGAAGUUUGUGAAUGUUCUGGCGAAUACAUUCUGGUUAUUUCCAAAGAUGAUUUAGAAUUUAACAUUCGGGUUUUCGCUCGUAUCGCUGCACAUCACAAACUUACACGCCUCGCAGAAGUAUGUGAAUGGAUUCAGUUAUGA
Molecule: messenger RNA, 6135 nt
Organism: Dracunculus medinensis (Guinea worm)
Lineage: Eukaryota; Metazoa; Nematoda; Chromadorea; Rhabditida; Dracunculidae
Source: the annotation of a GenBank genome assembly